AGAUCUACAGAAACCGAGCGCACUCCAGCGACUUCCCCCUGUAAACACUUCAACAGCCAGUGUCCAACAGCACAGCACAGCUCAGCUCAUCUCAUCUCUAUCUUACAUCCUUCAGUCAGCUCAGCUCAGCUCACUUUGAGGUUGCGCCCAACGAUCUAUCUAUACCUCCCUGUCUCGAAGGGACUUUUUGAUAGUCCAACAAUGGAAACCAAGAUGCAGCUCCUGAACUUGUUGGUCGUCGCACUGAUGGCCACUUAUUUGGUCUCUCCGGUCUUGUCUUCCCGCCUUCUUCAAUCGACUCCUGAAGCUGCAGCUGAUGCAAGGUCAGAAGAACACGGCUCACUUCACAGUCAGGAGAUUCACAGUCCUGCGUUUCAGCAGCUGACAGUGGACGUUCAUUCAGCCCCGGCUAUGACGGCCCCCGUUACAAGCUAUGAAUCAACAUACCAGCCUGACUACGAGACUCAUGACAACUCUCCCGGUUUCAACGGUCGACGUCGGUGAAAGGCUUCUUGACUCACAAGCGGCAUCGACUCAAGCGGCUGCGACAGAUUCAUUCAAAAUCGCGUUUAGGUCGUCCUCACAGAUGUAAUCGUUGAAAUCAGCAUUCAGCUAGCUACACUUCUGGACUAUCCUGUCUCAUGGACUCUGGAUUAUUUCGACAAAACAUAUGACAAUCAGUCGAUAAUAGAGACGUAGCGGUGGUGGUGGCAGCAGCAGCGAUUACUUUCAUGUAUUGUGCAUGUUAUAUCGGGUCCCCCGGAUAGUGGUCCUCUAUACAUUACAUUAGUUAAAUCAAGAGAAGUGGGUUGACAUUUUCAUGCAUUGGAUCUGGAACUGUUACAAAAACAUCCAUACGCUUUCAUUGUUAUUAGUGUACAUCAUGCUCUUCAGAAGUAGUAAAAGAAGCGAUCGUGUGCUAGCUAAAUAUGUACAUACAUGAGUGUGUAUAUAGUGUGCUCAUUCAUCAUCAUCAACCUGUAUAUUCUCUUUCAUGAAGUGAACAGAUUGCUUGAUC
Marchantia polymorpha subsp. ruderalis is the source of this 1018-nucleotide messenger RNA. The record is from the annotation of a GenBank genome assembly. Lineage: Eukaryota; Viridiplantae; Streptophyta; Marchantiopsida; Marchantiales; Marchantiaceae.